This is a messenger RNA of Quercus robur (English oak), 2094 nucleotides long. RefSeq names its product importin subunit alpha-4-like. Bases 274 to 1881 code for a protein of 535 amino acids. Gene Ontology annotation, molecular function: nuclear import signal receptor activity; protein binding. The record is from RefSeq and is a predicted model, not a curated record. Gene Ontology annotation, cellular component: nucleus; cytoplasm. NCBI's taxonomy places the organism in Eukaryota, Viridiplantae, Streptophyta, Magnoliopsida, Fagales, Fagaceae. Gene Ontology annotation, biological process: NLS-bearing protein import into nucleus. The transcript is spliced from 10 exons.
GAUUGGUCCCAAAACAAAAGUACACAUCUCCCAACAGAUAAAAAUUGCAAACCAAAGUACUAACCACUGAUUCUCAUUAAUAAAAAAGAAAAAAAAAAGUGCCAAACCACUAAUUGAGCAUGGGGCGGCGAGAGAAAUUAUUGUUUUACUCUCUCUCUCUCUCUCUCACUACACGUUCUGAUCUAACAAUCACUUUAUCACUCUCUUUUGGGACUUUCGUCGAACACAUUGAAAGCACUUUGAGAAGAGAAAGACAGAGAGGGAGAUAGAACGAUGUCGCUUCGACCCAGUUCGCGGACGGAGGUGAGGAAGAAAUCCUACAAGAGCGGUGUGGAUGGGGACGAAGCUAGGAGGAGGAGAGAGGACAAUUUGGUGGAGAUCAGGAAGAGCAAGAGAGAAGAUAGCCUUCUCAAGAAAAGAAGAGAAGGCCUUCUUCUUCUUCAAUCUCAGCAAAGCAAUGAAAGGGGAACCCCAUCUGCCAGUGCUUCUGUGAUCCAACAAAAGUUGGAAAGUUUACCUGUGAUGGUACAAGGAGUACAAUCCAAUGAUCCAGCAUCACAAUUGGAAGCGACCACUCAAUUCAGAAAGCUCUUAUCCAUUGAGCGCUGCCCUCCAAUUGAGGAGGUGAUCAAAGCGGGUGUUGUUCCACGAUUUGUAGAGUUUCUUGAUAGGCAUGAUCUGCCUCAAUUGCAAUUUGAGGCAGCCUGGGCAUUAACCAAUAUUGCAUCUGGGACAUCAGAGCAUACUCAAGUUGUAAUCAAGCAUGGUGCUGUUCCCAAGUUUGUGCAACUUCUUGGUACUUCGAGUGAUGAUGCUAGAGAACAGGCUGUCUGGGCUUUGGGUAAUGUUGCUGGUGAUUCACCAAGUUGUAGAGAUCUUGUUCUAAGUCAUGGUGCUCUUAUGCCAUUAUUGGCACAGCUGAAUGAGCAUGCGAAACUAUCUAUGCUAAGAAAUGCUACUUGGACUUUGUCUAACUUCUGCCGUGGCAAACCAGCUGCACCAUUUGAGCAGGUUAAGCCUGCAUUGCCAGCCCUUCGGCACCUCAUCUUCUCAAGUGAUGAAGAAGUCUUAACUGAUGCUUGCUGGGCGCUCUCUUAUCUUUCUGAUGGCACAAACGACAAAAUUCAGGCUGUGAUUGAGGCAGGCGUUUGUCCAAGACUUGUGGAGCUUCUGGUACAUCCGCAACAAACAGUAAUAAUACCUGCUCUUCGGACUGUAGGCAACAUUGUCACGGGUGAUGAUCCUCAGACUCAGGUUGUAAUCGACAAUCAAGGGCUUCCUUUACUCUACCAACUACUAACACAUAAUUACAAGAAGAGCAUCAAGAAAGAAGCUUGUUGGACUAUUUCAAAUAUCACUGCUGGUAAUAGAAGUCAAAUACAGGUUAUUAUUGAGGCAAACAUCAUUGCUCCUCUUGUGAACUUGCUUCAACAUGCUGAAUUUGAGGUCAAGAAGGAGGCUGCAUGGGCUAUUUCAAAUGCCACCUCUGGGGGUUCACGAGAACAGAUUCAAUAUUUGGUGAACCAAGGUUGUAUUAAGCCACUCUGUGAUCUUCUACUAUGCCCUGACCCAAGAAUUGUAACAGUGUGCCUCGAGGGGCUAGAGAACAUUUUAAAGAUUGGUGAGGCCGACAAAGAGUCAGGCAAUAGUGUAGUUAAUGUCUAUGCAGAGAUAAUUGAUGAAUGUGAUGGAUUGGAUAAAUUAGAGAACCUACAAAGCCAUGACAACAAUGAGAUAUAUGAGAAGGCUGUGAAGAUUCUUGAGAGGUAUUGGGUUGAGGAGGAAGAAGAAGAGCACAAUGUCCAAGAUGGUACCAACCAAGACUUCAAUUUUCAUACUAGGCACCCUAACCCUCCUCCUGGGGGCUUCAAAUUUGGUUGAAAGCUGAAACUGUAUUUGCCUUUGUUAUUGAGAUAAGAUAACACGUGCUUUUGCAUCUAUCUGGGAUAUGUAGGGCUUUGAGGAUCAGUUUUUAAGGUCUGACCCUUGGGUUCUAUGGAUGUAAUAUCAAUUACUGUUGUAAUCAUUUAACUUGUGGGCUUGUGGCUUUGUUCCAAUACGCCUUCUAUCCCAUAAUAGCUAAUUCGCCUCCAA